AUGGCUGUGGCUGAGUCAGGAGCUAUGCACAGGCGGAGAGACCCUCCUCAAUCAGUUUGCAGGUCAAAGGUGGCCCACAUACACCUUCAGACCAGGCAAUCCGCUCCAGCACAGUGGAUGGUCUGGCUGGACCUCUACCCACUGCAUGGCACCACCUUCACAGCUGCCUUCGGCUGCUGGGGCACCACAGACGAGGACUGUCUUCAGAAGCAGUACGGGAGUUGCAAAGAAAUCAAGAAUUCUUGUGCAAAGGCUUCAGAUAGACUGUAUAACCUGACAAGUGAAGAUGGUGAGAUCUACCAGACCUUCUGCGACAUGUCCACCAACGGAGGCGGCUGGACGCUGGUGGCCAGUGUCCAUGAAAACAACAUCUUUGGGAAAUGCACCGUUGGCGAUCGCUGGUCCAGCCAGCAAGGCAACAAUCCCAACUACCGCUACGGAGAUGGAAACUGGGCCAACAACAACACCUUUGGAUCCGCCAUAGCAGCCACGAGCGAUGACUACAAGAACCCAGGCUACUAUGCUCUUAGAGCCCAAGAUAUCUCCAUAUGGCAUGUUCCCAACAACACCCCAAUGAAGAAAUGGCGGGACGUUUCCUUCUUGAGAUACCACACCGAGACACGCUUCUUGUCUGACCUAGGGGGUAACCUUCUCCGGCUCUAUGAGAGAUACCCGGUGAAAUAUGAUGGUGGUAGCUGUCCAAAUGAUAACGGCCCAGCUAUCCCUAUUGUUUAUGAUGUUGGUGAUGCCCAGAAGACUUCAGAAUUGUACUCUCCCCAUGGACGGACUGAAUUUGUCCCUGGCUUCGUUCAGUUCCGGGUGUUUAAUAAUGAAAAGGCAGCGUUGGCUCUCUGCUCUGGCAUUAAACUCACCAGGUGCAACUCAGAACAUCACUGCAUUGGAGGAGGGGGCUUUUUCGCUGAAGGAAACCCCCGUCAAUGUGGUGAUUUUGCCAGCUUUGACUGGGACGGCUACGGGACUCACCGCGGAUGGAGCACUUCACAAACCAUCGUGGAUGCGGCCGUGCUGAUCUUCUACCGCUGAGUCAGCAGCCGAAUCAGAAUCCGGAGAUGGAGGUGCCUGUCCCGGAGCAGAAAAAAUUAUGAUUUAAACACACAAUCUGACAACGCUUUGCAACAAAAACAAAAGCAGAACAUUAA
This is a messenger RNA of Pantherophis guttatus, 1160 nucleotides long. Lineage: Eukaryota; Metazoa; Chordata; Lepidosauria; Squamata; Colubridae. The record is from RefSeq and is a predicted model, not a curated record.